Messenger RNA from Brassica napus (rape), 2487 nucleotides. RefSeq names its product VAN3-binding protein. The coding region runs from base 975 to 2285 and encodes 436 amino acids. The record is from RefSeq and is a predicted model, not a curated record. The transcript is spliced from 8 exons. NCBI's taxonomy places the organism in Eukaryota, Viridiplantae, Streptophyta, Magnoliopsida, Brassicales, Brassicaceae. Gene Ontology annotation, biological process: leaf vascular tissue pattern formation; auxin-activated signaling pathway; phloem or xylem histogenesis.
UAGUAUUAUACAAAAAACAUCACAUUCUCCUCCUUCUGAAACCUCUCUAGAAAGACGAAACCCUAAUCUAAAUAUUUUGUUGGGCGGCCGGCGGCCUUCUCGGCUCCUGUCCGCCCUUCCCCCGUUGUUGCUUCUCCUCCUCUUUCGCCUCUCCUCUCCCUCCUUCCCCGUUCUUCCUUUCUCGAAGUUCGAGGGGUUUGUGCCACCACGGUACCAGAUCUGGUGCUGUUUCUCUUGGAACUCCGGAGAGGCGUGGCGGAGGAGAGAAUGUGAGGUUCCUUCGCUUGGGUGUGGUUGUGGAAGUCUCGAUCUGACGUCAGAUCUGGAUUCCUGAAGUAGAUCUGUCUCCUUCCUCUGCCUCUUCUGCUUUCGGUUCUCGGUUUGGGUGAGAUGGCUCUCUUGGUUGAAGGCGUUUCUGGAUCUCUCCAGGUGGUGGCGUUGCGGUGUUUAUCUGCUUGUUCUCGUGUUAUACGCCGGCGUUUCUUGUUAGACCGGUCAAUCUAUCUCGCAAGGGCUUCCAGGAGUUGAUUUCGGUUUGAAAUCGUGAAGGUCCAUUGCGGGUUCUCCGUCGCGGUGCGUGUGCGUGUGCGAGAUGAGAGUCGUCGGCCUUGUCAACCACGGCUUCUUUCCUCGGUGGCGGCACGUUCAGAGCCUGCUCAUUUCAGGGGCAAGGUCUAGGGCUGUCUCCUGACCACUUUGAGGUGGUGUUUGCUCUCUCUGUUUUCUUGAUGUAGGUCCGAUAAUCUGUGGUGGCUCUUGGUUUGAGCGGCGAAGGCGUUGUCUGUUCGUGGAGGCUGUGGAUUAGGCGGGCUUUACGAGCUGUUCUUGACAACCUGGAUCAUUAAGGGCUGAUCAUCGGGAAUGCCGAACACUACCGGGUUCAGUUCUAACUGCGGGUUUGAUUUUGCGGCAAAUUGUUUGAAGCCUGGAGAUCCGACCCGGCCGUCCGACCGCCGGAGACGCCAUUAGAGCCUAUGGAGUUUCUCUCUCGCUCCUGGAGCGUCUCAGCUCCAAAGGCCUCUAAGGCUCUCGCUCAUUUGACGAUCUUAGGAGACAGCACUGUCAAACUCAAAGAGAAAUCAAUCACAGGCGGAGAGACAGGGGAGAACAGUCUCAUCUCCGAGAACCCUUUCUCCUUCGCGUCCUCUGGAACUACUCAGAGGGUCAUGGACCAUAUCUUAUCUCAGUCUCAAGAAGUGUCGCCACGAACAUCUGGUCUGCUUUCUCACAGCAGCGGUCCUCUCAACGGUUUCUUAACCGAAAGUCCUCCAAUUUCACCGCCUGUAAUGGACGACAUUCAGAACUUCAACUCUCAAUUCCGUCCAAUGGCGAACACUCCGGGACCUAUCACGGCGAGAACCACACAGUCUAAGACGGUGGGUCGCUUGAUAAAAGACCGGAAAGAGAAAAAGAAGGAAGAGACGCGAGCACAAAACGCCCAGAUUCACGCCACGGUAACUAUAGCCGGCGUGGCAGCAGCGGUGGCUGCAAUCGCGGCUGCGACGGCGGCUUCUUCUAGCUCCGGGAAAGAUGAGCAGAUGGCUAAAACGGAUAUGGCCGUGGCUUCUGCUGCAACCCUUGUGGCUGCUCAGUGCGUGGAGGCUGCGGAAGUUAUUGGAGCUGAGAGAGACUACGUAGCCUCCGUUGUUAGCUCCGCCGUCAGUGUUCGUUCGGCCGCAGAUAUCAUGACAUUAACAGCCGGAGCAACUACAGCGUUAAGAGGAGUGGCUACAUUGAAGGCGAAAGCGACGAAGGAGGUGUGGAACGUUGCAUCAGUUAUUCCUAUGGAUAAAGGAAUCAAUCCUGGAGGCUUCAGCAAUAUUGAUAGUAACAUUAACGGUAGCAAUAGCAGCUCAAGUAGUAGCCACAGUGGCGAGUUUUUAGCGGAAGAUAAUUUCUUGGGACAUUGCAGCAGAGAAUGGCUUGCAAGAGGUUGCCAACUCCUCAAACGCACCCGCAAAGGUGAUCUUCAUUGGAAAAUAGUUUCUGUUUACAUAAACAGCCUAAAUCAGGUUAUGUUAAAGAUGAAGAGCAGACAUGUUGGAAAAACUUUCUCAAAUAAGAAAAAAUAUGUUGUGAUGGAUGUGAUCAAAAACAUACCAGCUUGGCCAGGCCGCCAUUUGCUGGAAGUUGGAGAGGAUCUGACAUACUUUGGAUUGAAGACAGUUUUGCGAGGGAUUGUGGAAUUUGAGUGCCGGAGCCAAAGAGAGUAUGAAAUGUGGACACAAGGUGUCACACGGCUUCUUGCUGUUGUUGCCGAGAGGAAUAACCGAUAUAGGAUAUGAAGGAGAAACCUACCAGUUAAGAGCUACUGUUUUGGGUGUAAUAUAACUUUUGGGGUCAAAUUAGGAAUUUAGAGAAAGCUGAGGGGCUCUUAUAGAGGAAAUUUUAGGUAAAAUAUAUAAGGGUGCUAUGGUUAAACAAAACUUGGUGUUUGUAAUUUUGUUUUCUUUUAGUGUUUUUGUAAAAUGUUUAAUCUUGAAGUUA